Drosophila elegans is the source of this 3869-nucleotide messenger RNA. It is a transcript of the gene AdamTS-B, whose product is annotated as A disintegrin and metalloproteinase with thrombospondin motifs 7. Lineage: Eukaryota; Metazoa; Arthropoda; Insecta; Diptera; Drosophilidae. Bases 728 to 3814 code for a protein of 1028 amino acids. The record is from RefSeq and is a predicted model, not a curated record. The transcript is spliced from 12 exons. Gene Ontology annotation, cellular component: extracellular matrix. Gene Ontology annotation, biological process: proteolysis; extracellular matrix organization. Gene Ontology annotation, molecular function: metalloendopeptidase activity.
UCAGCCGCGCUGCUUGUGUUUCGCUUUCGAUUAAGAAAAGAACCAAUAAGAAAACCUCAUCCAUAUAUUAGCCCAUAGAACGCCGAAAUUAAAAAAAAAAAGUGUCCAGUGAAAAAUAUGGAUAUGUUGUUUUUUUAGAAUGAUCGAACAGCGUCUGCGCAGAGCUCUCUCUUGAACAUAGGAAUACACAUGCAAUAUAUACGCAUAUACAUAUACAGAGGUCGGGCUUGUGUGCGAGUGUGAUUGAUUCGAAUCGUAAUAUCUGUGUUUUCAAAAACGCGCUCUUUUUUGUUGCCUUUUUUUGGGUAUUUCUUUUUUUACCAGUGCCUGUGAACCGAAGUUCGCGACUUGUGAAAUCUUCGGCCAUUGUUGUGAAAGAGCGGUUGUCUGAGUUCUCCUUACCUGGCGUUAUAAUCUCGCCGCCCCUAAAAAAAAAGCUACAACUGCCGUCGGGCUCUUGAUUUUGAUUUUUAUUUGAUUUUGCCUUUGUUUGCGGUUAAAAUAUUUGCGGGCUUCAUCAGCGGCGGCUUUCGGAAUUGGAUUCGAGAUCGAAUUGAGGAUCGGAAUCGGAAUCGCCAGAGCUGAUCUUGAGCAGGCCAAGAUUCGUAGUAUGCGAUCGCUGCCAUGCUGCUGAGACAACGCCUGGACAACGGCUAGGGCUGUGGACUAGGAUCGGGAUCGGGAUCAGGAUCAGGAUCAGGAUCACGAUCUGGAUCAGGAUUGGGUGAUGGACGGCAGCAAGAUGCGGAUGAGGAGUCGCUGGCUGGGCCUGCUGCUCUGUUUUUGGCUGGUGGUGGAAUCACCUGGGGGAGCAAAGGCGACGUUUCGUGGGCGACUCUACGGUCUCCACUCCGACGAACUGGUGGCUGGGGAGGGUCAGCUGGUGGUGCCGCGACGGGUCCAUCCCGAUGGUGGGUUCAUGACCCACCGGCUGGACUACGCCCACGAUAGGGAUCAUCGGUGGCAUCGCCAGCGUCGCAGUCUGGAUGGGGGGCAACUCGAAUCGGAGACGGCGGACUUGCACCUGCAGGUGCCGCUGGAAAACGAGACACUGCAUCUGGAGCUGACGGCGCACAGCUACUUCCUGGCCCCCAAUUUGGUGGUGGAGCGUCAUCGCCGGGAUCUGCGCACGCGGUCACCUUUGACCCCGCGCCACCUCAACUGCCACUUUCACGGCAAGGUGCGGGGUCAAUCGGACACCAAUGUGGCCAUCUCCACCUGCUCCGGACUGGUGGGUCACAUCCGGACGGCCAGCAAUGAGUACUUCAUUGAGCCCUCCAAGGAGCACGAGCCGCAUCCGGCGAAUGGCCAUCCGCACGUGGUCUUCCAGCGCUCCUCCGUGAAACCCAAGCAUGCAGCGAGGAAGCGGAACAAGCGCAAACGAGGCGGUGGAGGAGGAGGGGGAGGUGGAUUGGGAGGAACCGGAGCGGAGGUCAGCAACUGCGGAACUCGGGAGCCUCGCCGGCGGAUGGAGACCAGGCUGGAGUGGCAGUCCAGGGGCAAGGUGAAGAUCCAGGGUGGACGCCAAAUAAGGCGCCACCACAGGCACCACAAGCACCAUCAUCAUCAGCAGAAAACCCGUGUGCCGCACACCAAAUUCAAGUACGAGACGCAGUUCCAGACGGAUCAGGAUCAUCCGGAGAUUCCACGUAGGCGUCGGUCCAUCAGCAGUCCCCGGCAUGUGGAAACACUCAUCGUGGCCGACGCCACCAUGUCGGCAUUCCACAAGGACCUCAAUGGCUACCUGCUGACCAUCAUGAACAUGGUAUCCGCCCUGUACAAGGACCCCAGCAUCGGCAACUCCAUCGAGAUCGUGGUGGUGCGCAUCAUCCAGUUGGACGAGGAGGAGUCCCAGCUCCAGCUGAAUCUCACCCAGAAUGCGCAGAAGAACUUGGAUCGGUUCUGCAGCUGGCAGCACAAGUUGAACAAGGGCAGCGAAAAGGAUCCGCACCACCAUGACGUGGCCAUCCUCAUCACGCGGAAGAACAUCUGCGCCAACAACUGCAUGACACUCGGCCUGGCCAACGUGGGUGGCAUGUGCAAGCCGAAGCAAUCCUGCAGCGUCAACGAGGACAAUGGCAUUAUGCUCUCCCACACGAUCACCCACGAAUUGGGUCACAACUUCGGGAUGUUCCACGACACUGCCAAGAUUGGCUGCCAUCCGCGGGUGGGUCCCAUUGUCCACAUCAUGACGCCCACUUUUGGGGCGGACACCCUGCAGGUUUGCUGGUCGAACUGCAGCCGCAAGUACAUCACGCACUUCCUGGACCAAGGAUUGGGCGAGUGCCUGGACGAUCCGCCGACGCCGCUGGACGAGUACAACUACACGGGCGAGCUGCCGGGGAUGCGGUACAAUGCGCGGGGCCAGUGCCGGCUGCAGUUCAACCUGACCACCGACAGCGAGGUGGGCGCCUGCUCCGCCCCCCACGAGUUCUGCUCGACGCUGUGGUGCAAGGUCAACGGGGAGUGCGUGACCCACAUGCGGCCCACCGCCCCCGGCACGCUGUGCGGCCGAAACAAGUGGUGCCAGAACGGCAAGUGUGUGCGCCGCGAGGAGCUGGCGGCGGUCAACGGCGGCUGGGGCGACUGGAGCGAGUGGAGCGAGUGCUCGCGCAGCUGCGGCGGCGGGGUGUCCACCCAGCAGCGCGAGUGCGACAGCCCGGUGCCCGCCAACGGCGGUGUCUUCUGCAUCGGCGAGCGCAAGCGGUACAAGAUCUGCCGCAAGCGGCCCUGUCCGGCGGAGGAGCCCAGCUUCCGGGCGCAGCAGUGCGCCCGCUUCGAUAACGUCAGCUACCAGGGGGCCACCUACAAGUGGCUGCCCUUCUUCGACAAGAACAAUCCCUGCCGGCUGUUCUGCAGCGACGUGGACGACACGAUAAUCGCAAACUGGGGCUCCACGGUGCUGGACGGGACGCCGUGCACGCUGGGCACGAACAACAUGUGCAUCGACGGCAUCUGCAAGAAAGUUGGUUGCGAUUGGCUCGUCGACUCGGAGCUGCAGGACGAUCGGUGCGGUGUCUGCGGCGGUGCUGGCGAUCAGUGCCAGCCGGUGAGGGACACCUACGCGGACGCGUUUGCGGCCAAGGACGGCGCCUACGUGGAGAUCGUCACCAUUCCGGCCCGGGCCCGGCACAUCCUCGUCCGGGAGCAGGCCAACUCGCCGCACUUCCUUGCCGUGGCCACGGCCCAGGGCGACCGCUUCUACCUGAACGGGGACAGCCUCAUCUCGAUGCCCGGCGAGUUCGAGAUCGCCGGCGCCGAGAGCCUCUACGAUCGCGUCGACGAGCAGGAGACCAUCACAAUACCUCAGCCCAUCCAGCAUCCCAUAUCGCUAUAUGCGAUUGUGCGCGGCAAUGAGAGCAACGCUGGCAUUUUCUACGAGUUCACGCUGCCCGCGCUGAAUGUGAGUGCCGGCAGGCAGUUCCUGUGGCGGCUGAGCAACUGGACCUCGUGCUCCGCCAGCUGUGGCGGCGGGGUCCAGCACCGGGAGCCCAUCUGCCAGGAGAACGGCAAGGGACUGGCUGAUACGCUGCCCUGCUGGACGCAUGCCAAGAAUAAGAGACCGCUGCGGCAGUCGCGCGGAUGUGGCGAACAGCCGUGUCCUGCCCACUGGUGGCCAGGUCCCUGGCAGUUCUGUCCCCUCACCUGUCGUCCGGCGGGCUCCUCCUCAGCGGCGCCGCCACUCCGCCGGCGAUCCGUGGUGUGCCUGGACCAGCACGACGUGGUCGUGGCCGAUGCGGAAUGCGACCUGCUGCCAAAGCCCCCGGAAACGGAGCCCUGCGGAUCCUCGCUGCCCGACUGCAGGACCAAGUAGCACGCAGAUACAACCAUACCCCUAUUUAUUGACAGUACCGGUACAGUACUUUGUA